Messenger RNA from Diachasma alloeum, 2583 nucleotides. RefSeq lists its product as uncharacterized. The transcript has 9 exons. Bases 16 to 2583 code for a protein of 855 amino acids. NCBI's taxonomy places the organism in Eukaryota, Metazoa, Arthropoda, Insecta, Hymenoptera, Braconidae. The record is from RefSeq and is a predicted model, not a curated record.
GGUGGUAAGGCACCGAUGCAGAGUACAAGCGCCGAGAAUGGCAUCCCCCAGCGUGCUGUUGACGGUAGCAGUGGACAGGUCUACAAUCCUCAGACAUGCACGUUAACAAGGCCCGAGGUGCGACCCUGGUGGUACGUCAAUCUCCUGGAGCCCUACAUGGUCCAGCUCGUCAGACUAGAUUUUGGCAAAGCCUGCUGCGAUGGGGCACCCGGCACCAUUGUUGUGCGUGUUGGAAAUAAUAGGCCAGAUUUGGGGACUAAUCCAAUUUGCAACAGAUUUACUGGACCGCUUGAAGAGGGACAACCGCUGUUUCUACCGUGCAAUCCUCCCAUGCCCGGUGCAUUCGUCUCAGUUCACCUGGAAUCUGCUGCCGCUGCACCAGCACCAGUGCAAUUGUCCCUCUGCGAGGCUUUCGUUUAUACGGAUCAGGCACUUCCAAUCGAAAGAUGUCCACAAUUCAGAGACCAACCGCCCGGUUCCACUGCGACCUACAAUGGUAAAUGUUACAUAUUUUACAAUCGUCAGCCACUCCAGUUCCGGGAAGCUCUAUCCUUCUGUCGCGCCCGAGGUGGUACACUAGUCGACGAAAGUAACCCAGCACUGCAAGGUUUCAUUUCCUGGGAAUUGUGGAGACGACACAGAAGUGACACAUCGAGUCAAUAUUGGAUGGGUGCUGUGAGGGACCCGAAGGACAAAUCUGUCUGGAGGUGGACCGGAAGUGGUGAUGAGGUGUCAGUAUCUUUCUGGAGUCUUCCCCAGGGGACUGAAGAGGAGUGCGCGAGAUACGAUGGGAGCAGAGGGUGGCUGUGGUCGGAUACUCCUUGCAGCUCCCGGCUCAAUUACAUCUGCCAACAUCAGCCAAGAGCUUGCGGCCGACCUGAACAGCCCCCAAACUCAACGAUGGUUGUCACCAACGCCUCAGAAGACCCCGUAAAUAAUUAUCAAGUUGGGGCAUCAGUCUCGUACAGCUGUAGUUCAGGAAGUCUACUAAUCGGACCAUCGACACGCACCUGUUUAGACACCGGUUUCUAUAACGAAUUUCCACCUGUAUGCAAGAGCAUCGAGUGUGGAUAUCCGGCGAGUAUCAAACACGGAGAGUACACGCUCAUUAAUAAUACCGUCAUGUUUCUGAGCCAAGUGCUUUACUCGUGCGAGGAUGGAUAUGAAAUGACUGGUCGUGCUAGGCUCACCUGUGACAUCGACGAGCGUUGGAACGGACCUCCACCUCGCUGUGAACCCAUUCGCUGCGAUCCUCCUCCGACCGUCUCCCACAGCACAAUUCAGCUCGAUGAAAUUGAUGUCGAGGAGAAUUUAGUGAAGAGUACAAAUCGUAGUCUUUUAGUGGGUAGUGUUGUUAUUUAUACUUGUGAGAAGGGGUAUAAACUGACCGGACAUCGACAGAUUUUGUGUUUGCCCACGGGAUUGUAUGAUCAUGCUGCACCAACUUGCACAGAAGAACCUAAAGUAACAUCAGGAAUUCUUCCAAAAGUGACCCUCAGGCCGGCAAACACCAGAGGCAAGCCAGUGUUCCCCACAAGAACCCGUUCAACAACAACCCCCUUACCGCCCUCCACAGUACCCCAAGAAGCAACUCCAACUCGAAGAUAUCCUCCCCAAACCGCGGAGGUUCCAGCAACAAUAAGAGAGACCGUCCACAAGAGACCGACGAUCGGUCUUCAAAAGCCUGCGCCACCUUCUGAAGAGACUCCAGAAGAAUUCUCCGGGACCCAUCCCCAGGACAAUGAGAUUUCUGGGAGUUCAGUGGACAACGCGAGGGCUAAAAUCAACACAGGAGUCCCAGAGCCCACUGGGCCCUUCCGAGUGGAUCGUUCGGACGCCCCAACUCAUCAAGCCAAGCUCAAUCUUGGUGCAGUCAUCGCCCUGGGCGUCUUCGGCGCCUUUGUCUUCCUCGCGGCAGUCAUCACCACUGUUGUAAUACUCAUCCGAAGCGGCAGCGGCAGCAUAGGAGGAAGGCGUGGCCGCAGGGGUCUUGGCGGGGUUGCGCUCGGUGGUGGCCGUGGUGCAAGUGCUGGAAUCGGGAGAUCAGAUCCAUCAGGGAUGCCAUCGCGUUGGUACACGCUUCUCGCGCUUCCAUUUCCCGACCAGCACCUGGGUCGUCGCGACCUCACGGCUCGCCGAGCCACCGACCAUCCGUACUCAUUCAAUCUAUCAGCAGCCCACCGUGCCGGUUACUUCUCCAAUCCCUCCUUAUCAAGAGGAAGAAGCAGCAAACAUUAUCGCCACCGAGCCUCCCCCGACUGCAACACAGUGGCUAGCUUUGACAGCAGCUCAUCAGAGUCUCGAGGAGGCUUGAACAGAUACUACAGGCAGGCCUGGGAGAAUUUGCACGAGACAGCUGGACAAAAGGCGAAUCAUCCGCCCCUGCGACGUAAAGAAACCCUGGAUGAGCCAAGCUAUCGUGACAAUUAUCGUGGUGAUAAUGUUUCUGAGGUUGGGGAGAAUGGCAAUGGAUUUGCCGCAAGCAAACACGCUGGGGAUAAGAAGAGACAUCAUCAUCAUCACCACCAUCAUCAUGGCAGUGCCAAUGAAUGGCGACAGUCUCAGUCUCACCACAGAUACUGA